CCGUUCACAUAUACGCAGUCCUGCGAUAUGCCGGCACUUCCGUGAUAAUUCCCCAUUCAUUUUUAUUUGAAAAUAAAAAUUAUACAGAAUCCUGUGAUCAAACGUCUCUGGUAGCGACUGAAGGAUGCGGUUCAAGUCACGUGAACAGGACAUUUUCAAAUAUUUUCAUUGCAGUCUUGGUUUUCCAUGUGAAUUUGUUUAAAAAAUGAAUUAAAAUGUAAAUAUUGGCGUCGGAUAUUGGUAAUACCAGAGUAAUUCGUUAGUUAAUGCGUCGUUCGACUCUGGAAAACGUUCGUCGCUCUGUCCAUUAUUUUUUAUCACAAUUAUUGCAAUCAAGAGGCGAAUGUAGAUUAAUAAUGUGCGUCAAGUGGAGUGUUUUCGCGGUGCAACUGGCCCUGAUGACGAGCCAAGUGCAUCCUCAUAGUGGAGUGAGCACGGAGUCCAGUGAGGAAUACCUGAGGAAGGCGAUGAUUGAGCUGCAGCAGAUGAAAGACGCAAUGCCCACAGUCCCAGUGUAUUUAGGGAGUAAUAAGCAGUUGUUGGCGGGUAAACGUCUGCUAAACACGAAUGCUAAUGCUCUGAGGUUUCAGCGCCAGGGGAUGCAGGGUGUUCAGGAGCCUGCGAGUGCCUCUGGCAGCGCUCAGUAUUAUCAGGUACCGGUGAGGGGUCAGGGUGCCUCGCCGUUCACCAAGAGUGAGCUUAAUGCCAUUUACAAACAGGCAAUGGAGUCCGGGAACUCAAUAAGCGUGGACAGCCUGAAGAAUGUUUUAGCUGGUGGACAACUACCGCUGGGAAAUAGUAAUAAUCAAGACGGAAAUGUUAGACCAACUUAUGCGUACUACUUCUAUCCGCUGAAGUCGUUCAUGAGUGACGUAAGGAAUCACAAUGGAUUUGGUGCACCGGACUUACAGAUGGAGUCAACAAAUCCAUUCCACGAGUCCCAGAAGCAGAUGGUCAUGAAUCCCCUCUUCAUGGCAAUAAGUGGUUUUGUCGGUAUGGCACUGGUGUUCAUGCUAGGUGUACUAAUAAUGCCACGUCUAUUUCCCGACUUCAAGUCACGUUUCGUUCACGAUGAAUUGCUCGAUCUUACCAAAACGGUGAGCGAUGCCAUCGAGUCAUACAACAAAACAACGACAAUACGACCCAAGAAGCACUACCCAGAAACAAUCAUAGGAAUUAAAACUAGACCACGUCAAGGUACAUCCGUGAGAAAACGAAACAAGAUACGUCACAACGCCCAGUGACGUUAGUGGAGCUAAACCCCAGUGAGACUGAAAAUUUAAGACAAUUCAUCGAUUUAUCUCUGCGAAUUUAUUUAUUUCGUUUAUUUAUUUGUAGUUAAUAUUCAUUUCAUCUUAGUUCUCAUUUUCAAAAAAAAAAAAAAGAUUCACUUUACAAAACUCUCCAGCAUUCACACGCGACAACAAUAUUGUGAAAUUAUAAUUGUUUCGUCGUUUCA
Messenger RNA from Diachasma alloeum, 1459 nucleotides. RefSeq lists its product as uncharacterized. Bases 267 to 1244 code for a protein of 325 amino acids. Lineage: Eukaryota; Metazoa; Arthropoda; Insecta; Hymenoptera; Braconidae. The transcript is spliced from 3 exons. The record is from RefSeq and is a predicted model, not a curated record.